Molecule: messenger RNA, 2036 nt
Organism: Acipenser ruthenus (sterlet)
Lineage: Eukaryota; Metazoa; Chordata; Actinopteri; Acipenseriformes; Acipenseridae
Product: integral membrane protein 2C-like
Exons: 6
Coding region: 115-900 (261 amino acids)
Biological process (GO): negative regulation of amyloid precursor protein biosynthetic process
Cellular component (GO): plasma membrane; extracellular exosome; Golgi apparatus
Molecular function (GO): amyloid-beta binding
Source: RefSeq, a predicted model, not a curated record
CCAGUCAAAGACCGGAACAAGGAAAGGAGGGAAGUGUUAGUGAAGCCUUGACCUGUAGUUACUGUAGCGAAACAAAACCAGGCUACCGGAACAUCUAAACAUUCAUACACAGAAAUGGGGAAGAUCAGUUUUCAGCCGUCUGGUGUUUUACAGAAAUCCGAGAAGGAUGAAAAAGAUGCGGAUAAAACCGAGAUACUAAUACCACUUCAGCAACAGCACGAGGAGCUGUCUGUCCCGGUGCGCACCAGGAAGGCUGCUGUCAAUGGGCUCUGCUGCAUGGCCUUUGGCUUGGUUGUGUUAAUGUCAGGUCUGGUGUUGGCAUCCAUAUAUGUGUACAGACACUAUUACAUCAGUCAGCUUGCCCAGGAGAACUUGUUCGAAUGCAGGGUUCUGUACGAAGACUCUGUUUACGCCCCCUUCAGGGGACGGCAGGAACUGGAGGAGAGUGUGGAGAUCAAUCUGGAGGACAAUUACGAGCAGAUUAACGUCCCGGUGCCUCAUUUUGGAGGAAGUGAUGCGGCAGACAUUAUCCACGACUUCCAAAGGGGUUUGACAGCGUACUAUGACAUUGCAUUGGACAAGUGCUACGUGAUAGAACUGAAUACCUCCAUAGUGAUGCCACCACGGAACCUCCGGGACCUGCUGAUUAAUGUCAGGAGGGGAACCUACCUCCCUCAGACCUACAUCAUCCAGGAGGAGAUGGUGGUGGUGGGACAGGUCCACAGUGUCCAGCAGCUGGGAGUGUUCAUUGACCGACUGUGCGGCGGAAAGGAGACCUACAGGCUGAAGCACAGGAGCAGCAGACGACGCAUUGACAAGCGUGAGGCACGAAACUGCCACAGCAUCCGGCACCUUGAGAACACCUUUGUGGUGGAAACUCUCAUCUGUGAUCAGGCCUAAGGAUCUUUGCAAUGAGUAUCUCCCUGCAUGACUCCACCUCUGUAGCCAUCUCUUCUUACAUGUAAAGCUGAACGUUCACUUUUUAAGUGUCAAUCUGGCCCUGUUAUGACGCUGUACUGUACAGUUCCAGUUUGUCUUCGGUAGGUAAUGAACAUGCACGCCUUUCUCUCUACUCUUAAACUUGUACAGUCUGUUACAAGGCUUGUAUUUAUACAGUGUGCAAAAAUAAACUCCAGGAAAUGUCACAGGACGUUUUAGGCUGCCCUUUGGUUAACACAGCAAGUAGCAAAGUGUCAUUCAGCGACAUGAGGUUAAUAUAAUAACAAGCAAAGUAAAAAAAAUAAAUAAAUAGUGUACAGAUUACAAAUGAGGGAAAAAGCAUUGUUUCCUGUUCAAUUACCAGAUUUCUUUCUGUAUUAAUGCAUCGCUCAGGGAUGACAAUUAGACCCUCAUUGCAUAGCAGUUUGAUCCAUUCCUGGUUUUACUAGGAGUUUAACCAGACACAUCUGAGCUUGUUACCUGUACACUGUGGCUAAUCAAGCUCGUAGUAAAACUGCUUUGCAAUAGGAGUCUUGUCUCCAUCCCUGUAGCUGAUGACUGAAUCCAUGUAAAAGAGCAACAUUCGGACAUUCUGCUGCAGAUGGUUACGUUGCCCUGCAAAUAUGUACCUGUGAUUUACAAAAAAAAACAUUAAUAAUAAUUACCUGUAAAACAGUUGCAGUAGCAAUCCAGCAUGCUCACAGCCAAAGUGCAGUUUUUAUUUGACUAUAUAUCUUUAUAAGGAGAGUCUUUGAAUCCCGUUGAUGCUGUCACAUUACUUCAGCAAUGCUGUCAGUUCUCAUAUAGCCAAGGGGAGAAUAGCUGUACACAUUCCCCAAUGUCUUGAAAUGUAAGCUUUGCACCUACUUUUUUAGUCAACUAAUCUUUUUUUUGGACUGCAUGUGUUUAUCUUUCUGAAUCCUGCAUUCUGUCGGUUUUAUGUGACCAUGAAAAGCCUUGGUUCUGUGUUGAACUAAAGUAAUUGCUUUCAUAAGAGAACAAAAAAACAUUGUAUGUCUAUAAUAUGGUCACCUCUUAGUUUUGUAUAUUUCGUCUGCUAGUAAGGCGUAUCUAUGAAUAAAGGUGAAACCACUUCA